Messenger RNA from Nicotiana tabacum (common tobacco), 1811 nucleotides. RefSeq names its product equilibrative nucleotide transporter 3. The record is from RefSeq and is a predicted model, not a curated record. Gene Ontology annotation, biological process: nucleoside transmembrane transport. Lineage: Eukaryota; Viridiplantae; Streptophyta; Magnoliopsida; Solanales; Solanaceae. Gene Ontology annotation, cellular component: plasma membrane. Gene Ontology annotation, molecular function: nucleoside transmembrane transporter activity.
GACACUUUUAUGCUUGCACGGUUGCACCUUUUAUUUCAGCGACAAAAGAAAAAAAACCUACAACUUCCCUUGUUUUUUCCCCCAAUCUUUUGCACCAAUAACAACGUUGAAUCCAUCACCUCUCCAAUCACCAAUUAUUCGCUAAAGUGACCCUCCGUUUGGGUUUUGUUGUUUCCAACAUCACAACCUAAGUCGAAACCUCCCUCCUAUUGGUCGAUCUGGGGAAAAGAGUCCUCAGAUUUUACACUACAAGAAGCUCUUCAUAAUACUAUCCCCCAAUGGCUGAGGAUAAUAAAGUUCCAGUUAGGCUUGAGGGCAAGUAUGCUGCAAUGCUAGUGUGUUGGCUUUUGGGCAAUGGAUGCCUCUUUUCUUGGAAUAGUAUGUUAACUAUUGAGGACUAUUAUGUCUACCUAUUUCCGGAUUACCACCCCUCCAGGGUCCUUACCCUCAUUUAUCAGCCAUUUGCACUAGGAACACUUGCAAUACUGGCUUACAAUGAGGCGAAAAUGAAUACGAGGAAAAGAAAUCUUUUUGGAUAUAGUCUUUUCUUCAUCAGUACUCUCUUAGUUCUUGUUUUGGAUUUAGCUACAUCUGGUAAGGGAGGGCUAGGAACUUUUAUUGGAAUAUGUGCUAUCAGUGGUGCCUUUGGAGUUGCAGAUGCCCAUGUUCAAGGUGGAAUGAUUGGGGACCUUGCAUAUAUGUUACCUGAAUUCAUGCAGUCUUUCCUCGCCGGACUGGCUGCAUCUGGCGCUCUAACAUCCGUGUUGAGGUUAAUUACCAAAGCAGCAUUCGAGAAUUCAAAGGAUGGUCUUCGAAAUGGUGCAAUUCUGUUCUUCUCUGUAUCUACAUUCUUUGAGCUGCUUUGUGUCCUCCUAUAUGCAUUUGUCUUCCCAAAGCUGCCGAUAGUGAAGUACUAUCGUGCAAAAGCAGCUUCAGAGGGAUCAAAGACUGUUGCUGGUGACCUUGCUGCAGGGGGAGUUUACAAGCAAGAAGGAUCAGAAACAAAGAGUAAGCAUGGUCCUGAACAUGUGGAGCGACUUAACAACAAACAAUUGUUAUUGCAGAACAUAGACUACGCAAUAGAUUUGUUUCUCAUAUACGCUCUAACAUUGUCAAUUUUCCCGGGAUUCUUGUCUGAGGAUACUGGAUCUCACAGCUUAGGAUCAUGGUAUGCACUUGUCCUUAUUGCGAUGUAUAACGUGUGGGAUCUCAUAGGAAGAUACGUGCCACUAAUCAAAUGCUUAAAACUGGAAUCGCGGAAAGGACUCAUGUUGGUGAUUCUCUCGCGUUUCCUACUUAUCCCUGCCUUCUACUUCACAGCCAAAUAUGGUGAUCAGGGUUGGAUGAUUAUGCUCACAUCCUUCUUGGGACUAAGUAAUGGCUACCUCACAGUCUGUGUCCUCACUUCUGCACCAAAAGGUUACAAGGGACCAGAGCAGAAUGCACUGGGAAAUCUUCUAGUGUUGUUUCUUUUAGGAGGCAUAUUUGCUGGUGUAACUCUAGACUGGUUGUGGCUUAUAGGCAAAGGUUGGUAAGAAUCAUAUUAGAUGCUUUUCAAACUUCAGAUUUUCUCCAGUCAUUUAGUCUCAACAAAGAUGUCUCUUAUCUAAUUUCAUCCAAUGUAAAUAGCCGUGAUGUUAUGUUCGCCAGUAACAUAGCGGUGGUUUUUUCUCUUGUUGAUUGAUUUUCUUUCUUUUUCUUUUUUCUUUUGGUUAAUUUCCUUAGAUAUUAAUUUGUCCUUCAUUCUUAAAGCUAUAGUUCUGUUGAUUAUCAUUAAAUGGAUGGAAUUAUGGGAGACCUAUUUUCAGUUA